AUAAUGAAUUGAACCUAAUUUUAGGGCUUGAAACACACUUCAAUCGUUUCACUGAACUGGGAAUCACAGUUGGAUUGCUCGAACUCAACGAUCAUUCUUGGUUCGAUCAGUUCCUUUGGCUCUGGCAACACUCAACCAUGCCUCGGUAUUAUUGUGACUACUGUGACACUUAUCUAACACAUGAUUCUCCUUCUGUCAGAAAGCAGCACAAUGCAGGGUACAAACAUAAGGCAAAUGUCAGAACCUAUUAUCAGCAAUUUGAGGCGCAACAAAAUCAAAGUUUGAUCGACCAAAAGAUCAAGGAACAUCUUGGGCAAACUACUGCAUACCAGCAAGUUGGUGCUGCUUACAACGCAUUGAGGCCCCGUGUGCCUAUUCUUCCUACUCCAAUGAUGCCGAUGGCAGGGAACACCCAGUUACCUGUCAAUUCACCAUUAAUCCCUGGAGCUAGGCCACCAGUCUUGCCAAGACCACUUCCAGGUUAUAUGUCUGCUCCAGUGAUGCCACCAAUGGUGGGGCCACCUGGUGCUGCUCCUUUGCCUGGUCAAGUUACCAACCUCCCAAGGCCUCCACCAAUGGGUGCUCCAUCAGCAGUUCCAGGGACCACUAUGACUCCUGCUAGUGUUUCCACCUCAAUGGUUACCCCAGCUAUGUAUCAGGCGGCUAAUUCAGCGCCACCUACGAGUGGAGGUUUUGAUAGUUUCAACAUGAGUGCUCAAGCUCCUGAAGCUAAUCAAUAGUAUGGUAACACUAGUAGGUUUUUAUUUUUAAAUCUUGUAGAAUUGACUGUGUGAUUGCAGCAGUACAUUGUUUAUGGGACAUGACAAAUUGUGUAAGGAAAUCUGGUCAUCUCAAAAUAGUAAGAAAUCAUUGCAUUUUGUCUAAUAGCAUUUUAGGCCAUUAAUUACAACCAUUUAUCUCUAAAAAAAUUAUCUUGUUUCAUUUCCUGCGCUAGUGACAGCAUGUAUUUGGUACGCAUUUCAUAGCUGGAUCUGUUUGGCUUGUUUGUGUCUUAAGGUUCUGGGGUAAUGUAUGCUGAUUUGUCUCUCAAAUGGGUAGCACAUUGACUGUACUCCUUUAGGGCAUCAUUAUCAGGUUGCUUCAACUUUUUCUUCUCCACUGUCUUUUCCUUUUUCUCAGAUGAAAAAAUAUCAUCAAUAGAUAUCCAAGUCAACAGAACUCUGGUUGUGUUUUAGAGAUUGAUUCCCUUUUGAGAGGGAAGUUGGCUUUACAGUUGCUGAAGUUACAGAGCUUGUGAGGAAAAAAGAAAAAGAAAAUCUUUUGGGUAUGUAGUUAAGAGGUACUUGCUGGAGAAUUUCAACAGAACUCUGGUUGUCAUGUAAUUAAUUUUAUUUUAAUUUUCUAAUUUAACAGUGAAUUAUGUUGAUGAAUAUUGUAGUUUUUCCAUGCCAUCUGUUCUAUGCAUCUAGUGCUAAGACAUUUAGAGCAUAGUGUCCUGGCCUUUUGUUUUGUUUUGUUUUGUUCGUUUGUUUGUUUUAACAUAUGAAUUUUGUGCAUAUGCAGCAAAGAAAUUUUGACUAUACAAGAAUGGCAACAAUCAAAAGAAUGAGUUUGUUAUUUUUGUUGUUUCUCUGUUUUUUGCUUUUUGGUUUUUGGGUGUCUCAUAAUUGUGAAUGGUAUUGACAUGUUAUUGUCAUGACUGUUGUUUUUACAGGAACUAUAGUGCGAACCAGAAACAUUACUUACUGUGCAAGUCCAGUGUUCGAUUUUGUGAUUCUUGGCCAUGAGUAAUUCAAUAUGCAAUGUGCUAGGCAUGUUUGUCAGUGUGCUAAUUCCAGGAAAAUAGUUUUGUAUUUAGAUCAUGGAAACCAAUUUAGGUCUCUGGCAGAAAGAAUCUUCAUUGGGCGAAUGAACUCCCAUAGAAUAUGAAUUGCUUCCUUGAUCAGGUAUUAUGAUGUUUGAAACAUAUGGUAAAAUGAAUUGUAGAAUGCAAGGGUUUAUAAGAGAAUAUUUAGGCAUUUUGUUGAUAUGUCUGAACUCGAACCUUAUUAUGCUUCUAUGCUGAACUUGUUGGUUGGGGGUGGUUGGUCUUGUAUUAACACUCCUGCAGUCAAACAUGUUUUACCUUGUAUCUCAGUUCGAAAUCAUAUAGAUUUCAGCAAACUGUGAAUUAUGUAAUUACAUCUAUUUUUCUA
Messenger RNA from Camellia sinensis, 2156 nucleotides. Lineage: Eukaryota; Viridiplantae; Streptophyta; Magnoliopsida; Ericales; Theaceae. The record is from RefSeq and is a predicted model, not a curated record.